AUCCUGGAGCCCAAGGAUAUGUAAAGAGCCACGUGACCACUAACCUAUAUACUCUGAAAGGAGAACGGAAAGACGAGCUCCCUCUCUUUCUCUCCGCGCGAACACAGAGCGCCUGUUCACAUGUGAAGGGGCGUGGCCUCAGAGGGGGCGUGGCCUCACCGCACCUGCACGGGUCGCGUUACCUGUCGCUCGGGAACUCGAUGGAGAUUUCUCACGAGACAGGAUGUUGAACUCAGACCGAGUGGUCGGGGGUGAUGUGAGGUAGACCCAGCUGCUAUCUACCGGAAAGACCGGGCUUUACGGCCGGUGACCGGCGAACUGCCGGGGAACGCGACGACCUCCGGGUAGAGAGAUGUCUGACCAGGAAGAAGGCGGAUCACAAGAGCUUGGGGAUGGCUCUGAUUGGUUAGUUUCCCUCACUGAGGAGGAGGAGGAGGAUGCCAUCAGCGAAGAUGGAGGCCUGGCUCUGCAGCUGGACCGACGCUGGGUCACCUGGCAUCACUUCAUGAAGGAACAUGCCCACCUGGACGCCUGGCUUCGAUUGGCCGAGCAGGCGGCCGGAACCUGCAGCUCCGCCCAUGUGACCUACGACACGGCCAAGGAUAGGCUGAGGACGGUGGAGAGGCUGCAGUAUGAAGCUGGUCUCAGACUGGUUGACCUGGACGUCCUGACCAAUCAGAGCCGGGGUCUGGGCCGUGAGUUCCGCGGCGCCGUGCGGUCCCGCCUCCUGGGGAUGACCCGGGACGCGGCCCGCCGCUGGGACGCCCUGGCCGCCGCCCUGCAGGGCCACGCCCGCGGGCUGCAGAGUGUUGUGUCCGAGAGGGAGGAGUUUGAGGCGGAGGGGGCGGAGCUAGGCCUGUGGUUGGCUGACCUGGACGCCCGUCUGUCUGAGCUGGACCACCAGACGGGAAACAGCCGCAGCAAGAUGAAGGAACUGCAGUCAUUCCAGGCGUGUGUGUGCGUGAGCUCCCAGCGUGUCGGCGUGCUGCUCGACCGCGGGGAGACCAUGAUGCAACGCUGCGCGCCCGGCGACGCCCAGGAAGUAGAAUCCUCUCUGCUCCGCCUCCUGCAGCGCCUCACCUCCACCUUCAGCCGCAUCACCUCCACCCACCGACGGCUGCUCAGCAUGAGACUGGUGUUUGAGGACGACUGCCUCCUGUCUCCUGCUCCGGACUCCGGCUGUCCUUCUGAGUCUCUGCUGGAGGAGGAGGGAGCGCUUGAUACACCCCGCCUGGACCUCGCUACCUCCUCCCUCCACCCCCUCCCAACCUCCACCCUCCCCGCCUCCCCCCUCCACCCCCUCCCUACCUCCACCCUCCUGUCUCCUGAGCUCGAGCUCGAACACAACGUCACUUCCUGCAGGGAGCCUACCCAUGAGCACCUGGGGCUGGAGUGGGACCCCUCGGUGGACGUCGGCCCCUCCGUAACCCACGGCAACGAAGACUCCUCCUACUUCAGCUUCAACACAGGAGUGUGUCCUAGGUCCUUGUCUCCCUCCAGGGGGGAGGGCCGAUGGCCCCGCCCCCGGUCUGAUGUCUUCGAUGACGUCACCAACCAGGAAGUGGACUCUAUACCCGACCGACAGGUCUGUGAGCCAAUCAGCUUCAACGGUGGCCGGGUGAGGGCGUGGCUCGGCUUCCAGAGCUCCACCCCCUCACGGAGUACUUCCUGUUCCAGAGGCGUCCAGACCGACGGCCAGUCGCUUUCUUGUCGCCAUGACAACCGCUCCCCGCGUGACGAUGCGCUCCCUUCUGGCCCCGCCCACCGGCGUGCCCUCAGAUCACCUGACCCCAGGACGCCCCAAAGGGAUUGGAUGAUGUACAGCUGUCAAUCAAGCAACAAGUCUAAAGUAGACCCAUUGUCUUCUGACACCCAGGAUAGUACUCCACACACUCCUCAGAGGCUUCUCGUGCUCCUCCACAAUAAAAGCUCCAGGCCCCGGGGCCUCUCCUCUCUCGGCGGCCCGCCCUUCCUCUACCUGCUCCUGGCCGUGGCUCUAACUCUACUGGCCUGUCUGCUCUGGGGCCUCCUGGAGACACCAUGUCACCGUGGCAACAGGUUCCCGCCAGGCAGGCUGGCACUGACGUACGUCAACGGACCCCCGCCCACGUAGAGGAGACAACCAAUCAGGCGUCCCCUCACAUCUGGGUGAAGAGCUGUCCUUCCAAUCAGACGUCCCCUCACAUCUGGGCGAAGACCUUCCCACCAAUCAGACGCCCCCCUCACAUCCUCACUGCCUGUUGGUCUAGGGGUGUCUGUGUGUCUGAACUGUCUGUGGGUCUAGGAGUGUCUGAACUGUCUGUGGGUCCAGGUGUGUCUGUGUGUCUGAACUGUCUGUGGGUCGAGGGGUGUCUGUGUGUCUGAACUGUCCGUGGGUCUAGGUGUGUCUGUGUGUCUGGGGGUCGAGGGGUGUCUGUGUGUCUGAACUGUCUGUGGGUCUAGGAGUGUCUGAACUGUCUGUGGGUCCAGGUGUGUCUGUGUGUCUGAACUGUCUGUGGGUCAAGGGGUGUCUGUGUGUCUGAACUGUCUGUGGGUCCAGGGGUGUCUGUGUGUCUGGGGGUCUAAGGCGUCCAUCUGUCCACUAGAGGUGUGAGUCUCCUCAGGCCCGCUGAACUAUCAUCUAGUCAUGUCCUCUCUGUAAUCCCCACGUAAUCCCAGGGAUUAUCAGUGCGUGAAAUACCAUAUGUUGUCUGUCUUCAUCCAACACCUCCACCAAUCAGCACAGCAGGGGGCAUCUGAGGACCUGGGAGAGGCCAGCGGCAGUAAGGCGCUGCUCUUCAUAAACCUGCCAUAUUUCACAAUCUAUGAUCCGAUAUCCUCUUCUUUUUUUUCUACGGUAGUUUCGGAAAAAACUAUUUAAUCAUAGGGUAUUUUUUGAUACUGUAUUUAAUAUUAAUAAUAUCUAUAACUGGCCUAUUAAGGCCGGAGGUUCACCUCCAAAGGUCUUCUGUUAGUUAAUCUGUGACGGGCAGCAAAUAGUGAGUGAGUUAAAGAGACACUCACCUGCUGAUCUGGGGUGUGUGUGUGUGUGUGUGUGUGUGUGUGUGUGUGUGUGUGUGUGUGUGUGUGUGUGUGUGUGUGUGUGUGUGUGUGUGUGUGUGUGUGUGUGUGUGUGUGUGUGUUCUAACGGAGUCACUGAUGUCGGUGGGUAUUGUGUACUUUUUGUAUGCUUACACAAAUGUAAUGUUUAAAGACAUACUUUUCAUUUGAAAUAAACUUUUGCAACCAUUAA
This is a messenger RNA of Gadus morhua (Atlantic cod), 3232 nucleotides long. RefSeq names its product SPEC and KASH domain-containing protein. Gene Ontology annotation, cellular component: meiotic nuclear membrane microtubule tethering complex; nuclear envelope. The transcript is spliced from 12 exons. NCBI's taxonomy places the organism in Eukaryota, Metazoa, Chordata, Actinopteri, Gadiformes, Gadidae. Bases 353 to 2113 code for a protein of 586 amino acids. The record is from RefSeq and is a predicted model, not a curated record.